UGGGUCUGAGGGGCCGGCGGGGGCUGAGGGCGAUCCUGGCUUCCCCGGCCCCUCCGUCCUGCCCGGACGCUGCCCCGGGCGGCGACCUACUCCCUGGAGGGCAGUGACCCAGUGCUUGACAUCUCAGUAGCUAUGUUACAAGUAAUAACACAAAUAAUUUAAAGCAAUUAAGUUGCUGAAUAAGCUGUGUUUUUCCUGCACAGCCGGCUUUCGGGGUGUAGGAAAGAGACUGGUAUUUAACUCCAGUGUCAUAAAGGCCCCGCGUUGGGAGGCUCUGGGUGGCUGGGCUGCCUUACAAACGAUGACACAAGUGUCAUCAUAUGCAUGUACUCUGUUCUUAGUGGAAAAUGCUGCCAAUCCUACGUAGCUGAAUUGGGACCCUGAAUGAAAUGCAUGCCUGGACUUAUUUCCACAUAAAAACCAGAAAACUUGCAUCCUUUCUUCCCUGUUACUUGUUCUUUCCCAUUUUCUUCUAUGUAUCAUGGGAAUGAUAUGUUUUGGGUAUUUUGGAGUGUAAAUAAUGUUCAAGUGGCAAAGAAUUUUUUCCUGACUUUAUGAAUUGAGUGGGUAACCAGCUCUCUUAUCCCUAUAAACACUCCCCAGCAGAGCAAUGCUCCUCAGCUCCUGUCACUUUCUUACUGAGUAACGUUGUAAAGCUUCUUGAUGGCUCUGUGGGAGUAUAGAGGAAAAGAGAGGGAGCAACAAUAAAACUAGUAGCAACAUUAAAUAAUGUUAUAUACUCUAAAUCUCUUCCUGCCUGAAGUUAGCUUUGAUGCAUAGUUUUCCUGGCUUACUUUGAUAUCACAUUGAUGUGGUCAAAGGAGACAUCCCUCCUGUUGUACCUUGAAGUAUAUAUCGAGCAUUUUUGGUCUGAUAUGCAGAGGAACUGCCCUCAGGAAGGUGGAUGAUAAGUGAGGUUUUCUUAGAAGUCACAAAUGCAGGUCUGCUACCCACUCCAAUAGCACACAGCAACAAUAAAAGAAUCUUGUUUCCUCAGUUGGAGCAACCAGAGAUAAAUGCACACAUCAUGGUGCUUUCUAUCAAAACCCUCUUUGCGGCAGCUGCCCUUGCUACACGGAAUAGCUAGUCUUUCUAGCUAGGACACUGUCCUGUAAAGCAUCAUGGAAUGGUUUGAGUUGGAGGGGGCCUUAAAGAUCACCUAGUUCUAGCCCCUCACCAUGGGCAGGGACACCUUCCACCAGAUCAGCUGCAUCCAACCUGGCCUUGGACACUUAUGGGGAUGGAGGGAGAGCCUGCUGUUGCCUGCCCUGCAUGGAAGACCUGGUUUGUGUAACUUCAUCUGCAGGCUGUAUCUGAUGCUCUGUGCCAUCAUUGUCUUGCUGGAGAAAGAAAUGUUAUUUAGGGUUUGGGAGAUAGUAUUCCCAGUUGGACAGAAAACACCUGAAUCUGAUUGGAUCAUGAGGAAGACAAAGCAUUCCUGGGCAGCCUUUGUGGGAGGAGGCAACAAGAAGGGCGAGAAAAUGGCUGGGGAAAAUGCAAGAAUACUGCCUAAGGCCACACAUGAGGAGAGAAAGAAGCAGGACAUGAAGAGGAAAGCAACAUUGAAAACCUUGGCAGGCAAAUUACUGAAGACUGUGGUUGGUGGGAAGGAGAUGGUGGAGAAGGUUGGUGCUGAGGAUGUGACAGGGAAUUUGCUGAAGAGGCCAACCAGUAGGAAAGGAGUGGAGAGAGGGAUGCCUGCAGAGGAAACCAUCUGCAGAUUCAUUGAGCAAGGAAAAUUUUUGGAAGCUUGUGAACAAAUUCAUAAUCUGGAGCAUUCUGGAAAGGAUGGUAUGAAAAAGUCUGAAUCACUUUAUGUGCUGCUGGCUGAACAAAUGUGGACUGUAGUGGGAGAAGCACUCGGUGGAAGUGACAGGAUGCUCCUGGAGCCAUUGCAGUCAGUGGGGGAAUCACUGAAGUGGGAGAAGCAGAAGGAAGCAGAGUGGCUUGGUAAUGGCCUAGAGACAGAGUCUGUUUCCACCUGGAGCCCAAACUUCUGGAGAAAAGAUCUGGAGGAAAAGCUAAUGCAAUACAUGACCGCGCAGAUCCCCCUGUUUGGUUCCUCUGCUAACACAGAUGAGACUGCACUAAACCAGCACCUGAAUCAUCUGGAAACAAUAUUUCUCCCCAGCCUGGAGCACAGGAGUGAUAUCUUCAAGGAAGCAGGAUUGCUCAUCACCUAUGCCCGCUGCUGUCAUGCCUCUUUGUGUUCUCACCUUGCCACACUUACUGACAGUAACUGUUUCAGUUUCAGCCAAAGUCUUUUAAUUUAUGAAUGGAGCAUUAAAAUGUACAAAAGUGGCAGCCAAGCAUGUGUGAGACCAGGGCACAUCCCCCAGCACAGCCUUUCCCUUGGUGCACAGUGCCUCGUGUGGAUUCUUUUGAAGACUGAGGAAAAAUUACUUGCAAUCGCACGGAAGGAAGUAGGGGAAGCGCUGAAAGAAGCCUUUGAUAUUGGGAAACCCCCUUGUGCAGAUGCUGCAGUCAUUGAGAUACUAACGGAGAAGACAGAGGCUGCCAGGCGAGUCAGCGAGAGCCUGAGUGAGAAGGUGGAAGCUGAGUGCCUGGAGGAGUGCCUGAGGUUCCUGGAGAGCUAUGAAGAUGAAGUAAGAAGCUUUCUCCAGCUUGACAGCUGCCCGAAGAUCUGCAACAGCUUACGAGUCCUGGAGAAUUGCUGUCUUCUCAGAACUGUCUGGCAUAAGCUAACAUAUAUUUGCAGUGUCAGCACUGAGCAGAAUAUUAAGGUAAAUAGUUUUCUACACAGGAUGGAAGAUGACAUUAUGGAGCAUUUUCUGCAGACCAUCACUUCUAAAGUCAAGGGAACACUGAAGGACCACUUCAAAAAGUGUGACAGUGGUUUUGACCACAUGCUUGAAUCCUUAAAUCAAAGCUUUUUGACCUUUGGGAAGAAAAAAACAGAUACAUAUGAGGCCCUCAUCAAGGCUGUCAAUGCCAUCAUUAUCACAGAAUACAUGCAGGCCCUCCUGACCACUCCCAGGAAACUAUCUGCUAUGCAGAGGAGGAGGAUUGUCAACAAGAUAGAAGAAGAUCAUAGGAUGAUGCAAACCAUCUUUAAAGAGUGUUUAGGUCCUGAAGCUGGUUCUCUCAAGGAUCCCAUAAAAGCAAUUUUAGAACUUAUUCAAACUUCUGAUGCUGAGGGGAUGAAAAUAGCACUUCUGCCCAUUCUGAAAGAAUUUCCUGACCUCAGGAAGGAACAUCUGAGUGCAGUGCUGGACAUCAAAGAUGUGCUCAGCCGAGAGGACAAAGCUGCUCUCUUGAAGACAUUUCAUGAUAAUUGCAGGGAAUCAGAAACAGAAGCAAACUUGCUUUUUGCAGAUAUAGAAGUAAAACCUAGAAAAUAUGGACUCUGUGGCUGCCUCUGCUGUUAGCAAAGGCCUGCUGGGAGAGACAUGAGGCUUUGCUCCCCUGUGCCAGUGUCUGCAAGCUCCUUGAAAUCUUCACAUGCAGCUGGAUGCACGGAGAAGCCUAUCAGCCAUGGAAGACAAAAUUCCUGCAUUUUUGCAGCAAAAACAUGUGGGUCAAAUCCGAAUCUUAUAUGUAAAAUCCAGGAGUAAGAUGAAUUGGAUAUGGUAGAAAGACAUUUCUUCAAAACUUCCUAGAGAUUGCCAUGCAACUGAGUCCUGGUGGUUAUUCUCAGGAUGUGGCAAGUGUGGAGGAGGAAGGUUUCACCUCACCAAAUUCCUCUCUGUUUCCAUGCCUUGUUCCAUGACAUCUCUAAGGAAACCAAGGACUGCUGUACCACAUGGUGCCCAUCAUUGCAACCUCACGAGGGAUCCAAGACCUCUGUUAGGGAAUAUUGCCUGGCUGACUGUGCUGGCAAUGCCUGCAGGUCUAGGCACCUCAAUUUACCCCCCCAAAGCCUGACCUGGACCAGGAGGGUGCAGACAAAGCUGCCUUUUCCCUCUCUCAUGAAGGCUGUGACUUGCUUUGAGGGCACCCUGCCAUGGUGAGGUGUGGGAUGGGGAGUUCUUCCUGUAUGAGUUUUCCAGCUGGCUCAGGAGCAUAGUCUUGCAUUAAUUUUUAUACCUCAGUUACUGGAAAUUUCCUCUUGGAGAGGGAGGGGAAAUCCUCAUGGGAAGCAGGCAGUAAAAGGAGCUAUUUGUCCCAGCCUCUGGGGCAAGGUCUCUGCUAGUUUUCACAUGUAAAUGGGCAGUUACAAAGGAAAAACACUGACUUCUUCCUGGUUAUCUAUGGACUGGUCACAGCUGCCAAGCUGGAUGUGGUUCAAGGCCCUCCUUUGCUAUUGUGUGAAUACAGGCCAUUACUGCUCCUCUCUGACAACAUAACUGAGCAAAAAACUCUACCUCAGAUGGGCCAGUGUUUUUCUGAGCAGCCAUUCCCUGUCGAGUCUGCUUCCCUAACAAGAGGGAAAGCCUGUGCAAAACCUGUCAGUGUGUCUAGCAGCAGACAUGUCAUGCCCUGAUACCAUCAGAAAUGCAGACCCAGCUGUGCGCUGCCAUGUUCUGCAGUGCUGUGCCAUCACCCCAGGGGCACAGGUGCCCCAUCCCAGAGCCCUGUGUGCAGAUGGGGUCCUGGAGCUAGAAAGGAGCCAGGGCAGUUUUGUAAUUAUCAUUAGCUUUGUUCUUGGUGCAGUGCUGAGUUGCUCCAUCUCCAGAGAGUCCUCUGUGUGCUUUCAGGGCACCAGGAGACCUUGGUACUGCUACACUUCACCCCUAAUGUCACUGAAGGGCAGUGAGAGCAUGCCAUGGCCUGCUUGCCCUUCCUGACUGCAAAGCUGCUCAAAAGGCCAGUGCUGGUGUCCCUAACAUUUCGUAGCUGUCCACUGUGACUUCAGUGAGACCUUCCCUGUGAUGUGGGAAGGCUGGGUAAUCUGGGGGAGCCACAGCUUGGCUGGGUGGGUGUGGGUUGGGCUGCAGGGCUGGAUGAACACCUGCCUUCUGAAGGUUGCCAGCCCUGCCAGGCACUCUGAGCCAGUCACCCAUCCCUCCUGCUGAACUGCACAUUUUUUUAAGGGUGUGGAGGGAUAUCAGACCUGAAUGACAGACCCUAUUGUGAUGGCAGGGUCAGGGUCAGCCUCUGCCAAUGGGGAUUUCAAGCAACAAGCCUUCCAGAGAAAAUAAAUGAAACCUUCUCUGACAUUUCCAUCACUGUUGGGCUAAAAAUAAUCUGUCAGCAUGCGGACAGCUCUGGCCAUGCACAUGUCAAUGUCUGUGUGUGUCUGGUGUUUGACAUCUGCAGCCAGACAAGGGUGCGUUCUGCUAGGAAUCAGCAGCUGGGAGCCCUGAGGGACACCAGACUUGCCAUUGCUGUGUGCAGAUCAAUGAGGUUUUGUAGCAGCAAGUUUUUGCACCAUGUGUGAAGCAUCCACUCAUCAAGAGACCAAAUAAAGACUUGACUCCAUGAGGCUCAA
Parus major (Great Tit) is the source of this 5392-nucleotide messenger RNA. RefSeq lists its product as uncharacterized. Lineage: Eukaryota; Metazoa; Chordata; Aves; Passeriformes; Paridae. The record is from RefSeq and is a predicted model, not a curated record. Gene Ontology annotation, cellular component: exocyst. The transcript is spliced from 14 exons. The coding region runs from base 1179 to 3389 and encodes 736 amino acids. Gene Ontology annotation, molecular function: SNARE binding. Gene Ontology annotation, biological process: exocyst localization; exocytosis.